Lodderomyces oxycetoniae is the source of this 5388-nucleotide messenger RNA. RefSeq names its product Bgl22p (gene BGL22). NCBI's taxonomy places the organism in Eukaryota, Fungi, Ascomycota, Pichiomycetes, Serinales, Debaryomycetaceae. The record is from RefSeq and is a predicted model, not a curated record. The transcript has 4 exons. Bases 1 to 5388 code for a protein of 1795 amino acids. Gene Ontology annotation, molecular function: protein binding; beta-glucosidase activity. Gene Ontology annotation, biological process: glucan catabolic process.
AUGCAACAAAUAGAAAAUAUUGCUACUCAAUUGCCCUGGUAUAACCAAAGAAUCGCCAAUGGCAAUGAUGUGGCUUCUUUGACUACAUCUACAACUAAUAUAGAAACGACUAGUGAUAGUGAUACUACUAAUGAGGCUAAGUCAAAUCCAGCGUGCAAAAUCGGCUACGUAUUAGCACAGGGGUUUGAUGUUUCUAUAAGGAGAUUUUCGGUUUUAUUUUUUUAUACUAACUUAUUUAUUCCAAAUCAAGUCAAUCCAUAUGCACACGAUAGACGUCAAUCCAAUACCCCAAGAAAUAGGUUUGCUUGGGUAAGACGCUUAAUGCAAGGUCAAAAUAGAACAUCUGCGUCUACAGCUACAGUUGUAGCAGCAAAUAGUCGUACGACAAACUCACAUCAUAGACAUCAACAACGGGCUUCAGGUGCAGCAAGGGUACCCAGAGAUGCUCCCGUUUUUGCUGCUGCUGCUGCUGCUGCUGCUGCGACAACAACAGCAAGAGGGGGAGCACCAGUAGCACAAGGUUAUCAAACAGGCGGCACAGUUGACGAGGAAGAAGAAGGGGAUACAACGCUUCGAUUUCAAGAGGGUGACAUAGUACACCACAUCUCAAAUAGUCAAUUACACGACGAUUACUCCAUGAGCGAUCAAAACACAAACUUUAGUGAGGAUAAUAUCAGUACAACUCCACUCAAGUCGAUCAUAUCUUCACAGUCAACCAGAGAUGCCUCCAUAUUGAGUAUCGCUGAUGUGAACAAUGACCAAACUUCUUCAUUAAAUGCUGCUUUGACUGCUCAAACUUCACUAGCUCCAAGUGCUCCAUCAAUAAAUUAUACCCUUGCUCAUAAUUUGAAUAAUCCAUCACCCACAGCACCCACAGCGGCAACUCCUACUCCUUCCAACUCGGGAAAUACAAUAACAAUUGCAACAACAAUUACUCAAUUCAAUCAUCAAAACGCCCCUGAAAGAGAUAGUGAAUCCAUUGUUACGUUGGCAAGUUCAUCGAGAAGAAAUAGAAGGCGCAGCAUUGACACAAAUUGUAGCACUGCUGGUAUUCCGCCUGCAUCGAUUAUGGAAAGAUUGAGUAUACAACAGACAACAGCAGCAGCCAGCAGUAUUCAUCAAUAUGCAACCAGUAUAAAGACAAGCGGGGGUGGCGGUGGCAGUGGCAUUGCUGCUAAUGCUCCUGUUAAUGUGGGAAAUAUUGGUGCCGGUGGAGGAUACGAUAGAAGCAGUUCACAUUUGUCCAAGUACGAUGACGAUGACAACGAUGAAGUAUAUAGUGAUGGAGAUCUUUACAUACAAAGAUUAUCAUCGUACAUUAAGAAAAACGAAGAAGCUCUUGCCAAUGGUCUACUUUGCUUCAGUAAGAAUGCCAAUCAUAAACAUGUCGCUAUGAUAAAACCACUGAGACUAACUUUUACUAUCCAUCAUUUAUAUUUUUUGCUUGAUAAACUCGACCAGUCGUCGCUUGAUGUUGAUGUUGGGCCAUUAAAUGCAAAGUUGGAUAUCAAUCCAAAUCACGAACCUACAUUUAUUUCCUUUAUGGCCAAUAAUGCAAGAGGCUCAAAGCAUUUUGAUAGUGACACGAGGUCCAUUACAUCUAUUAAUUCCAUGAGAUCGAUUGUUUCCAGCGCUUCUGCUUACUGGAGAUCGUUUGCUAUUAGCAACGACCCUAAAACAAUCAAAAAGGAUUUAAAGUAUCUAUACUCGUCAUUUACAAAGAUCCCCUGUUUGAUAUUAACGCCAAAGACUAAAGUGAAUAGCAUUGUUGGAUAUGAGGAGUAUCCAUGUGAUACUUCGGUGCCUAUAAAGAUUUUCAAAAAUUUACAAGUAUUAGAAUUAGUUGAGUAUGAGCCAAACGAGAUAUUUGGAUGGCAUAUUUUGAGUGAGCAACUACGAAUAUUGAUUAUCAAACAGUGCAAAGUUACUGAUUUAGCUGAGAUUUUGUUUUCUUUUGUUUUAGAGGAUGAAAACGGGAGAUCAAAUGACGAUAAUAAUAAUAAUAAUAAUAACAAUAAUGAUACCACUACUACUACCAGCAAGAAAAGAGAUUUAUGCUAUACUUAUUCUUCAACAGGAGCAGGCUCCCUAACAACACUUGAAGAAGAUAAAAGCUACAAUACGUUAUCCGAAAAGAAAUGGUCAGUAUUGAAACAAUUAACCGUAUCAGAAACUUCAAUAAGUCGAAUUCCUAGAUACAUUUUUAAGCCAUUAGUGAAUUUAGUUAAACUCAAUUUAUCUAAGAACUUGCUAGAGGAGAUACCUCCAGGAUUGGACCAAUUAGUAAGUGUGAAAUAUCUAAACUUUGCCGAUAAUUUCAUUGUAGAUCUAAAGAAUUUGCCAAACAACCUUACCCAUUUGUUGACAUUAAACUUGAAUAAUAACAAGCUAAUCAAUUUGGAAGGUUUGGAAAAUAUCCCUUCGUUGGAAAAAAUCGAUUUGAGGAGAAAUAAUCUUUCAGAUAUAGAAGCACUUAAGCCGGUAGUGAUGUUAUUUAAAAAGGAUCCAGUUAAACUAAACAAUAUUUACUUAUCCACAAACAAACUAAACAAGAACUACCGGAUCCAGUUGUUCAAUUUGUUCAAUGGCGUCAAGUACAAAAACACAAUCAAAAUUGAUGAUUCUCGACCUGGUUACUUUGAAAAAGCAAUGCUUUUAGAUCAAGAAGGCGCAUCUAAAUGUUUGCAGGAAUUCUUCCAUGGUCACAAGAGAAACAAUUCAGCACUGACUUUGACGAAUGAGGAGGAGGCGACUUCAAAUGCAACGUUGGUAUCCAAUAGUCCAGUUUCCAAACAAGAAGAAAAUAUUGCUACCUUGCGAGACCUUCAACUAGACUCCAAUUCACCGGGUAGUCCAAGUCCAUCAACUACACAGCCACUUGGCGGUAGAAUUGAAAAUGUUUGGCAGGAGGCAUAUGUCAAAGCUCGCAAGAUUGUCGAGAAAAUGUCAAUUACCGAGAAAGUGAACCUUACAACAGGUACAGGUUGGGGAUCCGGUCCUUGCGUUGGGAAUACAGGUUCUGUACCCAGAUUAGGUAUUCCAAAUUUAUGUUUGCAAGAUGGACCAAACGGCGUUAGAUUUACCGAUUUUGUUACUCACUUCCCCUGUGGCUUAGCGACUGCUGCAACUUUUAACAAAGGCUUAACUUACCUCCGCGGCAAAGCAAUUGGCAAGGAGCACAGGAAAAAAGGAGUCCAUGUUGCAUUGGGUCCCGUGAUUGGCCCUAUUGGUUUGAAAGCACAAGGUGGCCGCAAUUGGGAGAGUUUUGGUAGCGAUCCUUACUUACAAGGUGUAUGUGGAGCAUCAACAGUAGAAGGUAUGCAAGCAGAAGGAGUUGUUGCUCUGGUUCGACAUUUGAUAGCAAAUGAACAAGAACAUUUCCGUCAAGUUGGUGAAUGGGAUGAGAAUGGUUGGGAUAAAUUGCAAUGUUCUAUCAGCUCUAAUGUUGGCGAUCGAGCGAUGCAUGAGGUUUAUCUUUGGCCUUUUGCUAAUGUUGUACGUGCUGGCGUAGGGAGUGUAAUGUGUGCUUAUAAUCAAGUCAAUAACACUAAUUGUUGCGAAAAUUCAUAUUUGAUCAAUUAUCUAUUAAAAGAAGAAUUAGCUUUCCAAGGUUUCGUUGUAAGUGAUUGGGGUGCGCAACACACUGGAGUGAAUUCUGCCUUGGCUGGAUUGGAUAUGACUAUGCCGGGAGAGGUAUUUGAUGAUUGGCUAACUGGGAAGUCGUUUUGGGGUGCACUAUUAACAAGAGCAGUUUAUAAUCAUACAGUGAGCCAAGAAAGACUUAAUGAUAUGUGUAUUCGAAUCUUGGCUCCAUUCUUUGCAAUUGAAGGUGUUAAAUUACCCACAGAGGAAGAUAUUCCUAAUUUUAGCUCGUGGACUCAUCAUACUUAUGGACAAGAGCUUCCUUAUCAACAUUAUGGUCCUAUAAUACAAAAAAAUUGGCAUAUUGAUGCAAGAUCGGAAUUCAGUGAUAACACGGCAUUAACAGUUGCAAGAGAGUCAAUAAUUUUGUUGAAGAAUACCGAUCAUCAUUUGCCCAUUGAUAAGUCUGACGGAGUUCGGAGAAUCUUUAUUGCAGGAAAAGGAGCUGGACCUGACCCCAAUGGUUGUAAUUGUAAAGAUCAAAGAUGUGUUGAUGGGGUAUUGACAAGUGGAUGGGGUUCAGCUGCGGUGAAUAAUCCAACGGUAAUUUAUCCCUACGAAGCUAUUAGUCAAAAAGCAAGAGAUCGAGGUAUAGUUGUUGAUUAUACGGCCAAUAACUGGGAUUUGGAGAAUGCGGGCGACUUGGCCGAUUAUGCUGAUAUUUCAAUUGUUUUUGUUAAUACCUUCUCAGGAGAAGGUUAUAUCUACAUUGAUAACAAUUAUGGAGAUAGACAAAACUUGUCAUUAUGGCAUAACGGAGAUGAGUUGAUUGAGAAAGUGGCCGAUAGCUGCCACAAGACUGUUGUUGUUAUUACCUCUACAGGUCCAGUCAAUAUGGAGAAGUGGAUUGAACAUGAAAACGUUGUUGCUGUUUUAUUCGCAGCGCCCUUGGGUCAGUUUGUUGGACAGGCCAUAGCUGAUGUUUUAUUUGGAGACACGAACCCUUCAGGUAAGUUACCAUUUACCAUUGCUAGAAAAAAGCAGCAUUAUGUUCCCAUCAUUGAUGACUUGGGGGGCGAAACACAUCCUCAGGAUAACUUUGAUCGUGAUAUCUACUUGGACUAUCGAUUUUUUGACAAGCAUAAUAUUAAACCCAGGUAUGAAUUUGGAUUUGGAUUAUCCUAUACAACUUUUAAAGUUACAAAUCUUAGAAUCACCGAAAUCAAUCCCCCCUCAGAAUAUUUGCCGUAUCCCCUGGACUAUCUACCGAUAACCAAGAUGGUUGAAGAUGAUGUCUGUGAUCCUGAAGAUGCUUUAUUCCCCCAUGACGAGUUUGAUCCUGCACCAGGCUAUAUUUACCCAUUCCUUUACAAUGAUAAUAUCUUCUCUGUUGAUGAUGACGAUACUUAUGAAUACCCUCAUGGCUAUGAUCCGGAUCAGAGUACAUGUCCGCCAUUAAAUUCGGGUGGUUUAGGCGGUAAUCCAGCAUUAUGGGAAAUUCUAUAUGAGGUAAGUGCCGAAGUUAAGAAUGAAGGUAAAGUAAAAGGCGGUUAUGUUUGUCAGUUGUACAUUGAGUUACCCAGCACUAUAUUGCCCUCACCCCCUAAGGUGCUCAGAGGAUUUGAGAAAGUAUUUUUAGAACCAGGUAAACUGACCAAGAUAUAUUUCAAUUUAUUGCAUAGAGAUUUAAGUGUUUGGGACCCAGAGUCACAGCAAUGGAUUAUACAAACGGGUACAUACAAAAUAUACUUAGCUUCAAGUAGCAGGAAAGUUGAACUUUGUGGAGAAAUUGAUAUUGGAUGUUGA